CGAGUAUAUUGACAGAAAAUAUUAUAUAAUAAGAGUAGACUGGAUGCCGAUUUCCUUUUUUGGAUCCGGAUAAUUCGGGUCCUGAGCCUAAGUAGGGUCCAGUCGUACCAUCCUCUUUUUGUUUUUAAUAUUUUAAACUCCAUCUAUUCCAUCCGAACGACCUCUUUCUUUCCUCCGCCAUCAUCGCUCCAGAGACCGUUUCACGAAUAGGUACCAUUUCGUUCCGUCCUUAUUGAUCCACUUAUCUAGAACAGCCUUCACAGCUACUUAUAGACGGGUCUUGCGGAUAACUUGACGCCAUCCCCUUCCCUACGAUGCGCGCUCUUUUCAAGCCAUUCGCCAUUCAUGCGGCGUAUUCACCUAUAGAGACCAUCGUAUUCUUCUUUAUUCUUGCAACGCUCGCCUAUUUUCAUGUGCUGUCGACAAUAAAACAUUCAACAUUUUUCGCCUCUUCAAACCCAGCUAUAAUUCGACCUGCUUAUCUUUUACAUCGUCAGGGAGAGUGGAGGAACGUACGAGAACCUCUCUGGUUGCGGGAGACCAAGGCUGGGUCAGAAAACGCGGUCAUACCAGUCGAGCUAGAGCAGGUCGUCUUUUCAUUAGAUUCGGUACGGACCGGGGCUGUCGUUCCAGAGUCCAUCACAUUCGCUAUGGACAAGGUCUCGAACUCUGUGUUCAACGUCACGAAGCAACUACCUCACUAUCUUCAACGGCCGACGGGUGGCAACUUUACUUCUUCUUGCUACCGUGCUUCUGUGAAUAGCGUGCACGCGCUUGAGGGUUCCCAUACGGCUUGCUUCACCAAUGAGCUCGUUACCCCGCGUUCUAUCCACGAAACCUUGUCAUUCCUUCCAGGUCAAAGUCAGGACUUGACGACCGCUCUAGUCCACGGAUUAAAGGGUUACGUGGACGAGAAUGGUGUACGCUUUGAGGUCGAGACCAAACAAGUGGAAACUAUUGGAGAAAUGAAGGACAGCCGUUGGGUUGCUUAUGCCGCACGUACUUUGGUCGUACGAUUUUGGGAUCUCACCAAAAAAGCCGAUUCCCUUGAUAUCCUUCUGAUUCUUGCAGGCUACAUCCUCAUGCACACGACUUUCUUCCUCCUGUUCACACGUUCACGCCGUCUUGGUUCUAAUUUUUCGCUUCCCAUCGCCAUCCUCUCAUCGGCAGUGCUCGCGUUACUUCUUGCUCUUCCUGUCGCAACGUGGCUGCGCAUCCCGAUGGACCCUGUCGCAUUGACGGAGUCUCUACCUUUCCUUGUUUGCACUGUGGGUUUCGACAAACCCCUGCGUCUUGCCAGGGCAGUAUUUAGUCACCCACAUCUUACCAGUCCGGUCGGAGGCUCCAGCUCAAAUGGAAUGCUCAAACCAGCAGGAGAGAUCAUCUUGGAAUCUCUUUCGAACGUCUACACCCCCAUAUUGAGGGACUACGUUCUCGAGAUAGCGGUGUUGGUUAUGGGAGCCUACAGCAAAGUCAGUGGUCUGAAGGAGGUCUGUGCACUUGCUGCUCUAGUCCUUGGUAUCGAUUGCCUUCUCCUGUGCACGUUCUUGGCUUCGAUUUUGGGUAUCAUGAUCGAGGUUCGGAGGAUUCAAACCGUUCGUGCACACUCUACACCCCGGCCUCCCACAGUCAGCAUUACUUACCCUGAUGGAACUUCUGGUCAAGCACCUUCAAAUCCAAAUUCACCUAGCUUGACGCAUAAGGUGUCGAAGAUGGUGUUGGGCGUCAAAGGCUCCAGUCUUUCUUCUCAAGGAUCUAAGGAACAGAAGCCGCAGAACCCCGUUGCGAGAUUGAAGCUUCUUUUGAUCGCCGCCUUCUUGAUAUUGCAUAUCCUCAACCUGUGCGCGCCCCUGACACCUCAGCGACACAGUAGUCAGAACGCUGCUCUCCACAUCCGAAAGGUUGACGUUACCAGUCCUGCCAUCCGUCACGCUCUUGAUGCCCUCGCUACUACCGAAGAAGACACUUUCGAUGACCACGAUCUACUGGUCAAGGUUCACCCACCUGUUCACGUUCACGUACUUCCGCCCCAGUCUAUUCUUAUCGCCGCCGCUGGGGAGGAGACUUCUGGCAACUUUUGGGACAACUUUAUGACCAACUGGUCUAAACUUGUCGGAGAUCCAUUCAUGUCCAAGUCGAUCGUCGUCCUUUUGGCUCUCAGUAUCAGUCUCAACGGGUACCUACUGAAAGGAAUUGCAGCGGGGCUAGCCGGAAAGGGAGCCACCACGACUGCCAAGGGAAGUGGGGUAAGGUUCACUGGAGAGGAAGGUGUGGAGGGGGAUAGUGAAGCAACCCUCAUCAAAGGCGCAUCUGUGUCGAGACCAGAAAUCGAGAUUGAGAAGAUCUCACCACCUCAACCACCGCGCUAUACAUCACCUCCACCGCAAACUGUCAGCCUUCCUCCAGCUUCAUUGCCUCAACCCGCUACUUUUACUCUGGAAGACGUUGACAGACGGCUACGUGCUCGCAGACUUACGGUAUCCUCCUCUCAUUCUGCCGGUGACUCCAACGAGUCCGAUAACGAGUCGGAGGAAGUUGUUAGGUCUUUGGAAGAGUGUAUCAACAUCUUCGAAAAGGGAGUAGGACCUGUCAACACCAGGCUCAGUUUGCUUAAUGACGAGGAAGUUAUACUUCUUUGCCAGAACGGCAAGAUCGCAGCUCAUUCGCUCGAGAAGGUGCUCGGUAACGCCGAGCUUGAAAGGGCGGUUAGAAUUCGAAGAGCACUGAUCUCACGGGCAUCUGUCACCAAGACACUGGAGUACGCUGAUAUCCCCAUAUCCAAUUACGACUACUCUCGCGUCAUGGGCGCUUGCUGCGAGAACGUCGUUGGCUACAUUCCUCUUCCUUUGGGUAUCGCUGGUCCCCUCAAAAUUGAUGGUCACUCAUUCCCUAUCCCCAUGGCUACCGCAGAAGGUACACUCGUCGCUUCGACUUCGCGUGGUUGCAAAGCGUUAAAUGCUGGUGGCGGUGUUACCACUGUACUGCUCAAAGACGCAAUGACACGUGGACCUGCCAUUGACUUCCCUUCCAUCGUUGUUGCUGCUCAAGCCAAGGCUUGGAUCGAUUCACCGGAGGGUUAUGGGGCUAUCAAGGAAGCUUUUGAGUCUACCUCUCGUUUCGCCAAGUUGAGCAACCUGAAGACUGCGAUGGCAGGACGUACCAUGUUCGUUCGAUUCGCCACGUCUACUGGUGACGCGAUGGGUAUGAACAUGAUUUCAAAAGGGACUGAGAAAGCUUUGGAGGUGUUGCAAAAGAAGUUCCCCGAGAUGAUUGUAUUGGCACUGUCGGGCAAUUAUUGCACGGACAAGAAGCCUGCUGCGAUCAACUGGAUUGAGGGACGUGGAAAGAGUGUCGUUGCUGAGGCUGUUGUCCCUGGGAAAGUGGUCCAGACCGUGUUGAAGACGACUGUUGAUGCUCUUUGCAAUCUGAAUAUCAAGAAAAACCUUAUUGGGUCUGCGAUGGCUGGUUCCGUUGGUGGAUUCAAUGCCCAUGCGGCCAAUAUUUUAACUGCCGUUUUCCUUGCUACCGGACAAGACCCUGCACAAAAUGUAGAGAGCUCAAAUUGUAUGACUCUUAUGGAACCGGUUAACGAAGGCAAAGAUCUAUUGAUGACUGUUUCGAUGCCGUGUAUCGAAGUCGGUACUGUUGGCGGUGGAACUGUUCUCGCACCCCAAGGCGCUGUCCUCGAGAUGCUCGGAUUCAAGGGCGCACACUCCACUCAUCCCGGACAAAACGCUCAAAGUCUAGCACGUCUCAUCGCAUCUGCUGUCAUGGCCGGGGAACUCUCGCUUCUCAGUGCCCUCGCUGCAGGACACCUCGUUCGCGCACAUCUCGUACACAACCGUUCCCAACUCAACACACCCGCUGCUACGCCAGGACCUGCACCUUCAUCGACUGGUGGUCAACUUGCCCCCAAGGUUUCGAAAGGUCCAGGUAGCGCGCUACUCACCCCUUCAUCUUCAUCGACUUCGUUACCUCCUUAUUCGUUAGAGAGACCACGAUAAUUUUUGAUCUUGUUAUGCUUAUGUAUUAUAGUAGACUUCUCCUAUUCCUUCUCUUCUCCUGUUCAUCUCCACUCCUCACCCUCCACAUUGGAUUAUCUUUCGUCCUUGUUCGAUUUCCGUAUCCAGCGGAAGUUUAUGCUUUUUCUUAAUUGCUCUACACGAACUGUAUCAACUACAUUACAUUACAUUUUUCUUGUCAUUUUCGCAGGCAAACAUUACAAGAACUAUUUACACUCACGUCGCAAUAUCUUACUUUUUUUUUUUGAAUUACUGGUCGACACGAAUGAAA
Marasmius oreades (fairy-ring Marasmius) is the source of this 4293-nucleotide messenger RNA. RefSeq lists its product as uncharacterized. The record is from RefSeq and is a predicted model, not a curated record. Gene Ontology annotation, cellular component: peroxisomal membrane; endoplasmic reticulum membrane. Gene Ontology annotation, molecular function: hydroxymethylglutaryl-CoA reductase (NADPH) activity; protein binding. The transcript has 7 exons. Gene Ontology annotation, biological process: coenzyme A metabolic process; ergosterol biosynthetic process; isoprenoid biosynthetic process. The coding region runs from base 315 to 4004 and encodes 1229 amino acids. NCBI's taxonomy places the organism in Eukaryota, Fungi, Basidiomycota, Agaricomycetes, Agaricales, Marasmiaceae.